Messenger RNA from Acanthoscelides obtectus, 1271 nucleotides. The record is from the annotation of a GenBank genome assembly. Lineage: Eukaryota; Metazoa; Arthropoda; Insecta; Coleoptera; Chrysomelidae.
AUAAUACGUGAACAAAGGCAUGAAAGUUGCCGCAGUGCGAGUCAGCGUCCACAGAACCACCUCCUCGGUACCACUGGUACCAGCAGAUGCAUGCCGUUGCGUAUGACAGCACCCAGCAGUACCGCAUCGACCGCGAACACAAAUGCAUCGCACCGAAAUGUUCACCUGAAAGGUGGUACCGGAACCUUGAGGAAGUAGAACCGCCGUACGCGUAGGUACCAUUCAACUUCGCGAGAUGGGUUCGAAAAUCGAGUACGUGGACUCCUCCCAAAUAUACGCGACCAGGUACGUGAGGAAUUCGAAGGCCAUCGGGGUUCUGUGGGCGAUUUUCACCAUCUGCUACGCGAUCAUCGCUGUGGUCAGCUUUGUCACGCCGGAAUGGAUUGGAGAUGCUUUGGACUCGAAUGGAGACAGCCGCGGAAAGCUAGGACUAUGGUCAGUCUGCUACUCCACGGACAACGGUGAGGAAUGCACUGGAAGACUGGACGACUUCAUGAGCAUCCCUACCAACGCAUUCCAAGCUGCCACUGCCUUUGUAGGGCUUUCCUGCGUGGUUGCCCUGCUGACCAUUUGUACAAUGCUCUUGUUCUUCUUUUGCCAUUCAACUACUGUCUACCAUGUAUCCGCCUGGUUACAGCUCAUUUCUGCUGCCUGUAUGAUCGCAGGAUGUUCAGUCUUCCCAGCAGGAUGGGCGGACGAAUCAGCUCGUAAGAUUUGUGGUCCCGCAUCAGACAAGUACUCUCUCGGAUCUUGCAGGAUCCGGUGGGCAUACCUCCUCGCUGCCAUAGGAUGUUUGGAUGCUGUUAUACUGUCCACUUUGGCUUUUAUUUUGGCCACCAGACAUAUCAGGUUACAGGCAGAUCCACAUUACUCAACAGCUCCCAGUAUAUUUAAAGGUGAAAUGAACAGUGCUUUCAUGAACGACUCCGCAAGCGUGGCAGGUUCCAGGAAGUCGAUGAGCAUCCACCCAGUAUUGAUGGUGCAUCCAGGUCAAGAUGACACCUAUUCCCAGUUCUCCCAGAGGACCGUACCGAGGUCCGUCCAUUCAGGGCACUACGCUCACCCGCACUCGUUGCAUAGGAAUUUCCAGUUGUAAUUUUAACUCCCUUGUGUACCUAUUUUUAUUUAAAAUGUGUUGUGUGUUUUAUAUAUCUUAUCUUUUUUAAUAAAUUUUAUAAAUGAAAUUUGAGGUUUGAUGGGAUUGUUAUGUUAAGUGAGGUAGAGGUAUGUUAACCAUCAAUAAGACCAUAAAGAUAUACAGGGUAUUACGU